This is a messenger RNA of Lactuca saligna, 828 nucleotides long. The record is from the annotation of a GenBank genome assembly. NCBI's taxonomy places the organism in Eukaryota, Viridiplantae, Streptophyta, Magnoliopsida, Asterales, Asteraceae.
AUGCUCUCCGUCUCUCUUCUUCUUCCACCGUUCCUCUUUUCUUCGUCCUUCGUUCUAUCUCUGCCCAAAUAUUCCCCGAUUACACCUCCUAUUUUGUAUGUUCAAAUCUAUAACCGCCCCUAUCAUCCAAUUUCAUUCCUCCACCGCCUCAUCUAUCACUCUUUUAGUUUAAUCCCCGCUACCUACCCUUCCUUCUUUCACCGCUUCAGAUACAUUUGCUUUUUCAUUCUUUUUAGUCGGCAAUCUCCACCGCUUAAUCCCUACACCGAUCACUCAAAACCUUCAAUCACUUUGAAUGUUUACUUCUUCUAUUACUCCACCGCCUCUCAUCUUAUCGACGUUACCUCAUCGCCUUCCACCGCCUCACCACCUCAGGGAAGUCGUCCUCGGAUCCGGUUGUACUCUCUGCUUCAGUUCGACUACGGUCCGCCGAAAGACGCCGACAAGUUCGCCUGGAAACCCAAUGCCGGCGUCGAAAUCAACGAAACCGAAGUCGGAGGAAGGUUUAGGCCUUUAUCGAACAUCACCGGAGUUUGCCCUAAGUGUAAAGAUCAAAUCAAUGGAAACGCAAAUACGGCAAAAUACAAACCCCUAACAGAACCAGCCAAAUGUGAUGAUUCCUCUUUUCACCGUCCCUUUUCGUUUAAUCUCACGGAUUUCGGAGCUGUCGGAGACGGCAUCACUCUCAACACCAAGGCUUUCGAAGAUGCUGUUUCUACUAUCUCAAAGCUUAGGAAGCGAGUACUUUUAUUUCUUACUACUGCAACAUUUUACUUUGAGAAGGACAAUAAUGUAAUAGAUAAGUUGAUAUCAGGAGCAUUCAUAUAA